This is a messenger RNA of Plectropomus leopardus (leopard coralgrouper), 2029 nucleotides long. It is a transcript of the gene map6a, whose product is annotated as microtubule-associated protein 6a. Gene Ontology annotation, biological process: cytoskeleton-dependent intracellular transport; microtubule cytoskeleton organization; regulation of microtubule cytoskeleton organization. Gene Ontology annotation, molecular function: microtubule binding; calmodulin binding. The record is from RefSeq and is a predicted model, not a curated record. Lineage: Eukaryota; Metazoa; Chordata; Actinopteri; Perciformes; Serranidae. Gene Ontology annotation, cellular component: microtubule; Golgi-associated vesicle; cis-Golgi network.
GUGCGCUGCCGUGGAGUGAUGUAGCAAGACGCACGGGACAGAGCGGACACAGAGGGAAGCAGAGGAGACAUCUGCACGGUUGCUUUUUGAAAAUAAAAUAGUUCAAAUCUGUUUAUUUUAGAAGCAAAAUGGAUUUACCGAAUAACCCAAUCUAACGUCUACAACAUCAGAGCCAUCCGUGCAGCCUGACACACGGACAUCUUGUUUUUCUCCUGUCAGGACUCCCGAGUGCAGAGACACAUUUACCCCUUAUUUUGGACAAAUUGCAUUGUAGUGGAGCUCUGUACAGGUCAGCAUGGCGUGGCCCUGUAUCAGCAGGGCGUGCUGCAUGGCCCGCUUCUGGAACCAGCUGGACAAGGCUGACAUUGCGGUGCCUUUGGUCUUCACCAAGUACACGGACGUCUCCGAGAUGCAGCACAUCCAGCUGCAGCCGCCGCUCCACCCUCCCCAGGCCCGGGUCGCCAUAGAAACGCAGCCGUCUCGCGCAGACACCCGCACGGCGACGCGGCCGCCGCGGAGGUGCGUCUCCGAGGAGCGCGUGUGCAGCUCGGUGAUGCGCGAGGACUUUAAGCACUGGAAGGUGCGACCCGAACCGAGCUGUAAACCCAAGAACGAGUACCACGGACCGGAAACACCGUUCAACAGCGAGACCCAGUACCAGAAGGACUACAAACCGUGGCCCAUCCCGAAAAGGUACGACCACCCCUGGAUACCCAAACAGCCCCCUGGUGAGGAGCGCGCCCCGGACAGGUCCAGGCACGCCAAACAGCUGGCGGAUGCGGACAGUGGCGUGGAGAAGAGCGCUAUCGCCGACAAGGUGCAGGAGAAAGACCUGCUGCAGGGCCACGAGAGGAAAAAGAAGUCCAGUAAGCAAGAGGGGCAGAAGAAAGUUGUCCUGAAGGUGGAGGGAGAGGGCAGAGGGAGGGCGGCGGCGGAUGCCCUGAACAGGCAGAUCAAACAGGAGAUCACAGCCGACAGCUCCUACAAAACUGAGUACAAGGCGUACAGAGAUGUGAAGCCGGCCAAGAUGAUCCGGGCCAGGUCCCAGUACCUGCCGCCAGACGAGAAGACGAGCCUAGAGACCAGCUACAGCGCCACCUUCAAGGGUCAAGCCCCGCUGCAGCCUGCUGACAACAAGGCGCUGGAGAGGAGGAGGAUACGCAGCCUGUACAGCGAGCCUUACAUAGACCCCACCAAACAGGUUGACAGGUGUAGUGUCCCUCGCUCUAAACCCAAAAAGUCUGGAGCCGCAGCAGCAGGCCAGGGCAAGCCAGCGAAGAAAGCCAAAGAUAAGCAGAGCGCCGCGCUGAAGGGCUCCAAGAAGACGACCUCGGAGAACCAGCCCGAGAACCGGCCAGCGGUGGGGGACAAGGAGAAAAGUAAAGAGAUGAACAACAAACUGGCUGAGGCAAAAGAGGUUGUGCUAAAACAGUACCACUACAUACAACUCUGCCAGCCAAUCCGAGAUAUUGGCUGGGUGCAGACUCUAAAGCAACACCUGUGGGGCUGUGCACUACCCAAUCCCAGAGAUGCUAAGGACGAGGUUCUCCGACCCAGUCAUCAUCAUUCCCAGGGUGCUGCUGGAGGAGAACCACCACCACCACUGCUGGAGAGACCCGAGCCUCGGAGGAGCGGCGGAGUCGUACGCUUUGCCCUAGAUGUGAACCAGACUGAGUAGUUCUGCCUGUCAGGAUGAAGGCAGAUACACCUCAUACAGAGACUGCUGCUCUGUACUGUAAAUAUCUAGUAUUUGCAACUAAGUUGGAGUAGGAAAAGAGGUGAAUCCAAUAAAAAGAAAUCUGCUAUUCACGAGGAGGCCCACACAUUGGAAACACGCAUGUUUGAAACAGCUUAAGCUCAUAGCUGUUUGACCCAUGGCAUUAUUGCAACGGUGCUACAUCAUUUUCUGGUUUCAUGCAAUUUCUUUUUAAAAGAAUUAUGUCAACAUCGUUAGAAAUACCACGCCAUAAAGUGCUUAUACAACAAUUAUUUAAAACAUGUACUGUAAAUUGAUCAGUUUUAGUGUAAA